Messenger RNA from Spodoptera litura, 1223 nucleotides. The record is from RefSeq and is a predicted model, not a curated record. NCBI's taxonomy places the organism in Eukaryota, Metazoa, Arthropoda, Insecta, Lepidoptera, Noctuidae.
UCAAAGUAUUUUAUAAUGUCUGUAAUUUUAAUAUUAUGUUAUUUAAAGAUAAAAAAAACUUAAAAUAAAUUUGCCAGACAUUAAUUCGAUUGUUAAGUCUUGAAUUAAAAUGAAAAAGUCAUGAAAAGUAUUGCAGUAUAAUGCUAUCAAUCGGUCCUAACAGAAUUCGGCCCCAUCAUUUCGCAGCUGAACUUAAAAAUGUGCAAUUUAAAGAAGCUUUAGUUAACUUUUUCAUUGAUCACUGGGGUAGUGAAGACAUGUUGCCUUUCAUUGGUAAUAAAAAUAUUUACGUAAGUUUCAAUAAAUGUUAUUCAUACAAAGUGAUAAAUAACAAAGUAAUUAAAGCUAUUGAAGAAUCAUUAUCGUGUGAAGAACACGAAGAAGCUGAUUCUAGGAUUAUUUUUCAUAUUUGCCAAAUCGAUUUUGACGCAGACGUUGUUAUACGCUGUUCUGAUUCUGAUAUUUUAAUUAUACUUCUGGGAAAUAUGGAUCAUCUGAAAGCAUCUUUGAAAAUUUGGAUAAAUAUGGGUGUUGGAAAUCAUCAGCGUUACAUAAACAUCAAUGAAUUACACCGAAUUCUUGGUGACUCUUUAUGCAAAGCUUUACCAUGCUUCCACGCAAUAACCGGAUGUGAUUACACGCCAGCUUUAUUUAGAAAAGGCAAAGUUAAGCCUUUUAAAAUAUUAGAAACGUCUGAAGAAUACCAGUUAGCUUUUGAUAAUAUAAUUACGGAUGACGAUGAAGUACUUGAAACUACGUUUGUAACCCUGGAGAAAUUUAUUUGUCAAAUGUAUGGAGUUAAAAAUUGUUCCAAUGUCAAUGAUGUUCGAUUUCAUUUGUUUUCAAGUACGUUUAAGUCAAAAAAAUCAGAUGAGAACUUCGACAAAAAAUUUCGAAACUUUGACUCAUCCAGUUUGCCACCCUGUAAAGCGGAAUUGCAACAGCAUUUAUUGAGGGUUCGUUACGUGACGAAAAUUUGGAGAAAUUCUCACUCAAAACAUCCAACAUCUUUAUCUCCAAUGGCUUUCGGUUGGACCAUUAAUGGUGACAAAUAUGAUUUUGUCUGGUUUUUGGGAGAUCAAUUACCAUCCUCAGUUGCAGAUAUUAUUGUUCAAAGUAAGUGUGAAAUGGAAUAUUUGUUAAUAAUAACUAAAAUGCUUUAUAACGAACAAGAAGAAUUACACUUUUUUUUUUUUUUUCUGUUGCAGAUGAUAGAGUUUUAG